CUCUCGGCGCGGGCAGGCCAUGGCGGAGGUGGGCAGGGCCGCUGUGCGCGACCCCGGGGCGCUGCUCCCGGGCGGCUUCUGGGCGGCGGUGGCCGUGUGGCUGGAGAGGCCGCAGGUGGCCAACAAGCGGCUGUGUGGCGUCCGCGUGGAGAGCCGGCGGGGUGCCGUCCUGCCCCGGACCGAGGCCCGCGGCCGCAGCCGCAGGUCGAGCGCAGGCCCCGAGCAGGAGGGGCGGGCGGCGUCGGGAUGCGGGCGCGAGGACGGACCGGGACCCGGUCAGCGUUCCCCCGAGGGAGGCCCGGGCCCCGGGCCGAGCGCAGACCUCGAGCAGCCCCACGGCCGGCUCCAGCUCGGGGAAGACGAGAGGGAAGCAGCCGCAGCGCCUCUGCUCGCGGGGGCCCCCGGACAGCCCCGCAAGGCUGGAGUCGGGGAGGACGACUUCCCAGCCUCGGACCUGGAUUCUCUCUGGGACGAUUUCUCCCGAAGCCUUGUCCGCGACAAUCAAGAUAUGCUGGCCUUCCUUACGGGCUCUGGGGCGGGAUCGCAGCCAGAGGCUCAGCGCGAGCUCGACGUGGUGCUCAGAACCGUCAUCCCCAAGCGGAGCACGCAUUGCCCGCUUUCUGCUCCGAAGAGAGAAAUAGUCGUGCAAGAUGUCCUCAAUGGAACUGUAACUUUUUUACCUUUGGAAGAAGACGACACCGGGAAUUUAAAGGUUAAGAUGAGCAAUGUGUAUCAAAUUCAGCUCAGUCACAUCAAAGAAGAAUGGUUCAUAUCUGUUUUAAUUUUCUGUCCAGAAAGAUGGCAUUCAGAUGGAAUUGUGUACCCCAAAGUCACGUGGCUUGCAGGCGAGCUGCUGGCCAAGCUGGCCAGGUGGUCUGCAGAGAGCCGGCAGAGCGCGUUUAAAAGCACCCUGUCCCUCAUUUCCAUCGCGAAGUACAGCAAGGCCUAUCAGGGGCUGAAAGAGAAGUACAAGGACAUGGUCAAGGCGUGGCCCGAGGUGACCGACCCUGAGAAGUUUGUAUAUGAAGAUGUGGCGAUUGCUGCCUACCUGCUGGUUUUAUGGGAAGACGAGAGAGCCGAGCGGGGAGUGACAGCUAAGCAGUCCUUUGUGGACUUAGGGUGCGGAAAUGGCCUCCUGGUGCACGUGCUGAGCAGUGAGGGGCACCCAGGCAGAGGGAUCGAUAUCCGAAGAAGGAAAAUCUGGGACAUGUAUGGGCCACAGACUCGCCUAGAGGAAAGUGCAAUCACACCAAACGAUAGCACCCUUUUUCCUGACGUUGAUUGGUUAAUCGGUAACCAUUCCGAUGAACUAACACCAUGGAUACCUGUCAUUGCAGCCAGGUCUUCCUACAAGUGCCGUUUCUUUGUCCUUCCCUGCUGUUUCUUCGACUUCGUUGGAAGAUACCACCGGAGGCAAAGUGAGAAGACGCAGUACCGAGGGUACCUGGAUUUCAUCACAGAGGUGGGAGCGACCUGCGGCUUCCACGUGGAGGAGGACUGCCUUAGGAUCCCCUCAACCAAGCGAGUUUGUCUCAUUGGGAAAUCGAGAACGUACCCCCCCGCUGGAGAAGCCUCCAUGGAUGUCCAGAGAACGCGGUACAUCCACAGGCGGCGGGGCUGCCCUCCUGCCCCCGGGGCUGCCGCCAGCAGCGCGGACCGUCCCGACGGGUGCCCUGAUGGCCGUGGAACCCCGGACGUCCAGGCUGAAGGACUAUGGCUGCCUGGGUUUCGCCCUCGAGAAAAAGCCGAGCGCGUAAGGAAUUGUGCCACCCUCCCUCGAGACUUUGUUGACCAGGUGGUGCUACAAGUGGCAGAUUUGUUGUUGGGUGGAAAGCGGUUAAACCCGAGAAGUUCUCCCGGCGGGCGUUUGAAGGCCUGGAACCGAGGAGAGAGCCUUUCCUUGUCUGAAGUCGCAGAUAAGCUGGACAGGGAGACCCUGCAGAGGCUGAAGCGGGAGUGUGGCGGCCUGCAGACGCUGCUGAGAAACAGCCAUCAGGUGUUUGAAGUUCUGAAUGGGAGCGUUCACAUUCGCGACUGGAGGGAAGAGAAGUGUCAGAAGGGAAAGCACCCAGAGGCCAAGCGCACACUGCUGUCGGGGGCUUUCAAAACCCGCCUCUGCUGGUUCUUCACUCACCACCCUGACGGCUGUGCCCUGCCUUCACACUGCUGCCCGUUUGCCCACGGGCCUGAGGAGCUGCGGCCACCAAGAAGGAAACGCAGAUCCUGCGAGCUGCCUCCACCAUGCGAGGGGCCGGCGGAGAGCCAGGCCCCAGCCCCGCGGGGCUGCAUGGUUUCUGAGACCUUCCCCUUCUCCUCCCCUCCGCCCUCCAUGGGGACAUAACUGUGGUACAUGAACAGGAGAAGCUCGUACCCACCCCCAUCUGCAUGCUCAGUCUGUUAAAGCAGCAAACUCUUAAAUGUGUCCAGCUUCUUUUUGUCAGAGUGUGACAGUUCGUAAAUGUCCUACAGCUCAGACGGAGGAAGCACAGCCAUGCCUGCGACAGCUCCCGGCACCAGACCCAGCUGCCCGGGCCCAGCCCCCCUCUUUCCCGCCCUCCUCCACUGGACCUUCUUCCCACUGGUGCUGGUCAUUCUUUUGAUUCCAGGGAAGAGAAACUCCUGAUGUGUUUCUAUUUGCAAUUAUUUUUCCAGCUUUUCACAAAAGUCGGCACCAGACAGAUUGUUGUGCCUCUUGAUUUUUCGUGGGACGUCUCCUGGCGCCCUUUCCAUGGGACAGGUGGCCGUGGGUCAUUUGUGAGGGACGAGAAGAAGCUCAUUCCUUUCUCUGUGUCUCACUGGGCCUUGGAGGUCCAGGUCACGUUGUUUCUUGGCCCCAGCACCGCCCUGCCUCCCACCCAAAGGUCAUGGUCACCUUGGGCAGCGUAGCACACGUGUGGGGGUGACGGCCAAGAGAUUGUGGACAUGGUGGCCUGGCUGGGGCCUGCGCCGAGGACGCACCAGGCACAGCUCUGAGCCUUAGUGUCACGUGUGGAUGUUGGGGUGUCACCAGCUCACAGGUGGUUGUGAGGGACCAAGCCAAGCAGUGUUUCCUCCAGCUCUGAGGUCGCCACUCCAUUGUCUGCUGGCCUCCGUUGUGUCUGAGAGGAAUUUAACCGUGAUUCUUACUGUGGCGCCCCACUGUGCAGGGCACGCUUUCUCUGGCUGUUUUUAAGAAUGUUUUUUUCAUUUGUAGUUUUCAGCAGUUUUGUAUAACGUGCAUAAGAUGUGAUUUUCUUUUUACUUAUCUUGUUGGGGUUUGCUGAAUUUUGUAAAUCCCUAGGUUACUGUUUUUGAUCCAAUUUGGGGAAAAAAAAUCAGCCAGUAUUCCAUAAA
Messenger RNA from Rhinolophus ferrumequinum (greater horseshoe bat), 3333 nucleotides. It is a transcript of the gene TRMT44, whose product is annotated as tRNA methyltransferase 44 homolog. Gene Ontology annotation, molecular function: tRNA (uridine) methyltransferase activity; metal ion binding. The coding region runs from base 20 to 2341 and encodes 773 amino acids. The transcript has 11 exons. The record is from RefSeq and is a predicted model, not a curated record. NCBI's taxonomy places the organism in Eukaryota, Metazoa, Chordata, Mammalia, Chiroptera, Rhinolophidae. Gene Ontology annotation, biological process: tRNA methylation.